Messenger RNA from Morone saxatilis (striped sea-bass), 3558 nucleotides. RefSeq names its product phosphodiesterase 3B (gene pde3b). NCBI's taxonomy places the organism in Eukaryota, Metazoa, Chordata, Actinopteri, Moronidae. Gene Ontology annotation, biological process: signal transduction. The transcript is spliced from 16 exons. The record is from RefSeq and is a predicted model, not a curated record. Gene Ontology annotation, cellular component: membrane. Gene Ontology annotation, molecular function: protein kinase B binding; 3',5'-cyclic-AMP phosphodiesterase activity. Bases 55 to 3399 code for a protein of 1114 amino acids.
AAAAAAAAAAAAAAAAAAAAAGCAGCGAGGAUACGAGGAGCAUACAGUCGAGCCAUGGCUGCACGGGAGGAAGGAGAGGUUUUGCACAGUAAAAUAAGGCACCACGACGGAGCUGGGAGUGUAAACAGCUCAGAGGGCUUCAGGAACGGCUAUGUGAAGAGCUGCGUCACCCCUCUCAAACAGGACCAUCAGAGGGGCUUUUUGUUCAACGUGUGCAGGUUUUGCAACGAAGACGUACUUAAUUCAAAAUUGUUAAAGGUCUCUGCCCUGUACGUCGGCGCGUUUGUGAUCUUCGCGCUUUCUUUUCUCAUUUCUAGGAGCUUGCAAAGUGACUCGCUCUGGGAUUUGCGGACUUUUCUGUCGGGCUUCUCCCAGUCCAUCAGUCCUCUGUUCAGCAUAGGAUGUGCGUUCUUCUUUCUAACGUUUUACCUGAGGAGGAAAAAGAAGGAGAGCAGCAAAUGUUGGCUCGUGUCACUGCCAGCAUCGUGUUACCUCGGGGAUUUUUUGGUUUUGCGGUUUUUGCAAUGGGGAGAGGACCAACACCAGAUGCAAAUGGUGGGCAGGUUGUUAUUCGUGUUGGGAUGUGUGGGUCUGCUCACCCUGAUCCCCACUCUCAAACUCAAACACAGUGUUCUUAUACUGGUGUUCGCCAGCGUUGUGUGGCUGGUUUCUUUCACAAGUUUGAGCGGUCUGCCCGCACUGCUCAGACCGCUCUUCGCCUGCUUUGCGGGGGUUUCUGGAUCCCUGCUGGGGCUCUGCUUUGACCGCUACUACCCGUCGAGGGAAGCGCCGAGUGGGAUUUCCACCGCGGAGGAAAAGGUCCCUGUGAUCAGACCUAGGAGAAGGUCCAGUUGUGUUUCACUGGGGGAAACGUCGACCAGCUAUUAUGGCAGUUGUAAAAUGCCUCGCAGACCUUCGUUGCCCUGUAUAUCCAGAGAACAGAUGAUCUUGUGGGACUGGGAUCUGAAACACUGGUACAAACCACAGUAUCAGGGUGCAGUGAGCGGCAACGGCGUUGAUCUUUCUGUCAUAAACGAGGCCAGGAACAUGGUGUCAGACCUGCUGAUGGACUCGUCUCUGACGCCACAGACCAUCUCAGCCCUGCGAAGCAUCUCCAGCCUCAUGGGGACAUUUUCAGGCUCGUGUCGCCCCAGGGUCAACCCCUUCACCCCCUUCCCAGGUUUCUAUCCCUGCGACGAGGUGGAGGACCCCGUAGAGAGGAGUGACAGGAAAACUAUUAAGGGUUUGAGCAGUAGAAACAGCCUCCCCACCCCUCAGCCCAGGCGGAGUUCCACCUCCUCCUCGUGCUCCUUGCUCCCUCCGCUUGACUCCGCCUCUUUGCGCUGGGAGCGCAACAAUGGCAAGAGACCCCACCCUGACCUCAACUUGACCAGCCCAGGUCUGUCUAAUGGGCCAAAUGCAAACCUGCUCACCAUUCCCAAACAGAGGUCUUCCUCUGUUACCCUCACCUACCAUGCAGGGCCCAGAAGAGCAGGCACAUCUCCGAGCCUGAGCCCAGUCACCUCUCCAAGCCAUGGCCCCCUCGCAGUAGGUACAGGUUCUUCAUUGUCCCUUGUCACUCGACCGCCUGUGGAGUUCCCAGACACAGCUGACUUCCUGACAAAGCCGAGUGUCAAUCUGAACCUGCACAAGCCCUUGGGUUAUACUCUCAGCUCACCUGAUUUCCAGCAGGCCUUCCGUAGCUCCAGCUUUCCUCUCUGCACCAGUUGUGGUCGUCAGAUGCUGAAGGGAGUUUCCAGCGGUGAUACAGGGGAAUCUCAUCAACCAUUUACCAGUGAGGCUCAACGCAGGCGCUCAGCAGGUGAAGGGCUGGAAUACGCAGGAGAGCCUCUGAUCAGGGAAGAGAGCGUGGAGGUGGACGUGUCUGGGGAUGGAAGGCCGGACGUUGCAGGGAACCAAGGGCAGGAAGAAGAGAAGGAGAAGGAGAAGAGCUCGAGCACAGACCAGCAGACUCAGGAAUCAGAGGGUGAGCAGGAGUUCAGACUAGAUCCUAUGCUGGAGGACCAUGAGGCUGUCAUGGAGAGGAUGAACACCUGGAACUUCCAGAUCUUUGACCUGGUGGACAAAACAGGAGGGAAGACCGGAAGAAUACUCAGCUAUGUGACGUACACCCUUUUCCAGGAUACGUGUCUGUUUGAAAUUUUCAAGAUCCCUGUGAGGGAGUUCAUGACAUACUUCUGUGCUCUGGAAAAUGGCUACAGGGACAUUCCCUAUCAUAACCGGGUCCACGCUACUGAUGUGCUCCAUGCUGUCUGGUACCUGACCACUCGACCAAUCCCUGGGUUCCAGCAGAUUCACAGUGAGCAUGUGACAGGAAGUGACACAGAUUCAGAUAGUGGGAUCUCUCCAGGCAGGAUAUCCUACGCCUCCUCUAAAAGCUCCUCGAUUUCAGAUGACAGCUAUGGCUGCCUGGCCUGGAACAUACCCGCCCUGGAGCUCAUGGCCCUUUAUGUAGCAGCUGCAAUGCACGACUAUGACCACCCCGGUCGCACAAAUGCCUUUCUCGUAGCCACUAAUGCACCUCAGGCAGUGCUGUACAAUGACAGGUCAGUGCUGGAGAACCACCAUGCUGCGUCUGCCUGGAGCCUCUACCUGUCCCGGCCAGAGUUCAACUUCCUGGUCAACCUGGAUCACGUGGAGUUCAAGCGUUUUCGCUUCCUUGUCAUCGAGGCUAUACUGGCCACAGACCUCAAGAAGCACUUUGACUUCCUGGCUGAGUUCAAUGCUAAGGUAAAUGAUGUGAACAGUCCAGGAAUUGAUUGGACCAAUGAGAAUGACAGACUGCUGGUGUGUCAAGUGUGUAUCAAGCUGGCAGAUAUUAAUGGACCAGCCAAAGUCCGUGACCUACACCUCAAGUGGACAGAGGGCAUCGUCAAUGAGUUUUAUGAGCAGGGAGAUGAGGAGGCUAGGUUGGGAUUACCCAUCAGUCCCUUCAUGGACCGCUCCUCUCCGCAGCUUGCAAAGCUACAGGAGUCCUUCAUCACUCAUAUCGUAGGACCACUGUGUAACUCCUACGAUGCUGCUGGCCUACUUCCUGGCCACUGGAUUAACCAAGAGGGAUCAGAUGAAGACGACGAAGAGGGGCAGGUGGACACGGACACAGAUGAAGAGGAAGAUGAAGACGAAGAGCUAGAGGAUGAGCUGGCACCAAAAAGGAGGAAGAGCCGCCGCAGGCUGUUCUGCUGCAUCAUGCAGCACCUGACGGAGAACCACAAGGUGUGGAAGAAGACCAUCGAGGAGGAGGAGAAGAGCAAAGAGCUCAGCAAGCAGCAGCAGCCCGACAGCCUGCUCCCCAACCUGCCAGCCAGCCUGCCCACCUCCCCGUCUGAUGACAUCCAGGUCAUCCAGGAGGAGGAGGAGGGAGAGGAGCGUCAGUAGCAGGAGGACGAAGGAAAGAACAGAGAUACGUGAAAAAGAAGAAGAGGAGAGGCAGCGUAAGGACAUGAGUCCUGCCUUUCACCAACAUAAAGACAGACACUCGCAGACAGUUGACAAAUGCACAUAAAACACACUUUGCUCCCUCUCUCUCUCUCACAG